AUGUUGGAUGCCCUGGUGCUAGACAGAGUGGAUUUUGUGAAGUUGCUUAUAGAAAAUGGAGUAAGCAUGCAUCGUUUUCUCACCAUCUCCAGACUAGAAGAGCUGUAUAAUACGAGACAUGGGCCAUCCAACACUUUGUAUCACCUUGUCAGAGAUGUCAAAAAGGGAAACCUACCACCAGAUUAUAGGAUAAGUCUAAUUGAUAUUGGCCUGGUGAUUGAGUACCUGAUGGGAGGAGCUUAUCGCUGCAAUUAUACUCGAAAACGCUUCCGAACACUCUAUCACAACUUAUUUGGCCCCAAGAGACCCAAGGCCCUAAAACUUCUGGGAAUGGAGGAUGAUGUUCCACUACGGAGGGGAAGAAGCACCACUAAGAAACGAGAAGAGGAAGUGGAUAUAGACCUAGAUGAUCCUGAGAUUAACCAUUUCCCUUUCCCCUUUCAUGAACUGAUGGUAUGGGCUGUGCUGAUGAAGCGCCAGAAGAUGGCUCUUUUCUUCUGGCAACAUGGAGAGGAAGCCAUGGCUAAGGCUCUGGUAGCCUGUAAACUUUGCAAAGCAAUGGCCCAUGAAGCAUCUGAAAAUGAUAUGGUGGAUGACAUAUCUCAGGAACUUAAUCACAACUCCAGAGAUUUUGGCCAGCUGGCAGUGGAGCUGCUGGACCAAUCCUACAAGCAGGAUGAACAGCUGGCUAUGAAACUCCUGACAUAUGAGUUGAAGAACUGGAGCAAUGCCACAUGCCUGCAACUUGCAGUGGCAGCCAAGCAUCGAGAUUUCAUUGCACACACGUGUAGCCAAAUGCUACUCACAGAUAUGUGGAUGGGGAGGCUUCGGAUGCGCAAAAACUCAAGUCUAAAGGUAAUUCUAGGAAUUCUACUUCCUCCUUCAAUUCUCAGCUUGGAGUUCAAAAACAAAGAUGAUAUGCCUUACAUGUCUCAGGCUCAAGAGAUCCAGCUGCAAGAAAAAGAGCCGGAAGAGCCAGAAAAAACAGUAAAAGAAAAAGAAGAGGAAGAUAUGGAACUCACAGAGGACGAAGUUCAGAACAGACAUAGAUUGAUCCCCUUUGGACGUAAAAUCUAUGAGUUCUACAAUGCACCAAUUGUUAAAUUUUGGUUCUAUACUAUGUUUUACAUUGGGUACCUGAUGCUGUUUAAUUAUAUCGUUUUGGUGAAAAUGGAACGUUGGCCUUCCAUGCAAGAGUGGAUAGUUAUCUCAUACAUAUUUACAAUGGGAAUAGAAAAGAUGAGAGAGAUAUUAAUGUCGGAACCUGGGAAACUACUGCAGAAGGUGAAGGUGUGGCUUCAAGAAUACUGGAAUGUUACCGAUCUUAUCGCCAUCCUCUUAUUCUCGGUGGGCAUGGUGCUUCGCCUUCAGGACCUGCCAUUCAGGAGUGAUGGACGUGUCAUAUAUUGUGUCAACAUUAUUUACUGGUAUAUCCGAUUGUUAGACAUCUUCGGGGUGAACAAAUAUUUGGGGCCAUAUGUAAUGAUGAUUGGGAAAAUGAUGAUAGACAUGAUGUAUUUUGUCAUUAUUAUGUUGGUGGUUCUGAUGAGUUUUGGUGUUGCAAGGCAAGCAAUUCUCUUCCCCAACGAAGAGCCAUCAUGGAAACUGGCAAAAAAUAUUUUUUACAUGCCCUAUUGGAUGAUCUAUGGGGAAGUGUUUGCAGACCAGAUAGACCGUAAGCAACUUCCUCCCUGCAAAACAGGAGCAUGGAUCGUUCCUGCCAUAAUGGCUUGCUAUCUUUUGGUUGCAAACAUCCUUCUGGUGAACUUACUGAUUGCAGUGUUUAACAACACGUUUUUUGAAGUUAAGUCUAUAUCAAACCAGGUAUGGAAGUUUCAGAGAUAUCAGCUUAUUAUGACCUUCCAUGAAAGACCAGUCUUACCCCCUCCACUAAUCAUCUUCAGUCACAUGACCAUGAUAUUUCAGCACAUAUGCUGUAGAUGGCGGAAACAUGACAGCGAUCCAGAUGAAGCAGACUAUGGGCUCAAACUUUUUAUAACAGAUGAUGAACUGAAGAAGGUUCAUGAUUUUGAAGAACAAUGCAUAGAGGAAUAUUUCAGAGAGAAAGACGAUAGAUUUAAUUCUUCCAAUGAUGAGAGAAUCCGUGUAACUUCUGAAAGAGUAGAGAAUAUGGCAAUGCGAUUAGAGGAAGUGAAUGAACGAGAGCAUUGCAUGAAGGCCUCGCUUCAGACUGUAGAUAUACGGCUUGCUCAGCUGGAAGAUAUGAUUGGGAGAAUGGCCACCGCACUGGACAAAAUUACUGGCACCGACAGAGGAGAGGCCAGUAAGAUACGGUCUCGAACAUCUUCUGACUGUACUGACACAGCUUACAUUGUGAGACAAAGUAGCUUCAACAGCCAGGAAGGGAAUGCAUACAAACUUCAAGAGAGUAUUGAUCCUACGGGGGAAGAAUCAAUGUCCCCCACCUCUCCAACAUUAACGCCUCGACUGCGAAGUCACUCCUUCUAUGCGAUGAAUAUGAAGGAGAAGGGUGGGCUUGAGAAAUUUGAAAGUAUUUUGAAAGAACGGUCUCUGAACCUUCAUCGUGCCACUAGCUCUCACUCAAUCUCAAAAGAACCAAAAGUUUCAUUAGUGCCUGUAAGCACUUUGUCUAUUGCUCCAGAUUCUCGGAGGCCUUCCUCUUGCAUUGAUAUUUAUGUGUCUGCCAUGGACGAGCUGCAGUCAGGAAUAGAGCCCCUGGACAGUUCAAUGAACAUCCUUGGGACCGGAGACGCUACUCUUCAAGCUCAGAUCACUUCCAGCGUUCUCUCGAGUAGUGCUUAUGUCAGUGGUACCGCUGGUGACGGAAUCUCAGGCAGAAGUAUUGAGUGUGAAGAGCCUUCUUCGCUGGAAACAAGGGUGUUUUCUUCAGAUUAUUCCCAAAUCACAGACAGUCAAAACCCCUGGGAAUUGGAUCCCCCCCUAUAUCAUACCUUAGAGCGUUCUAAAAGUAGUCGCUACCUGGCUACAAGCCCCUUUAUUUUAGAAGAGGCACCUAUUGUAAAAUCUCAGAGUUUUAUGUUCUCUCCAUCCCGGAGUUAUUUCAGCAGCCUCGGAGUACCGGUCAAAACAGCAGAGUACACUAGCAUUACCGACUGUAUUGAUACAAGGUGUGUCAGUGCUCCUCAAACCAUUGCAGAAAGGUCAAGUUUUCCUGGGAUCCAUGGAGAUAAGAUGGAUGACCUGGGAUGCUGCCAUCCAGAGAGGGAAGCAGAACUAAGUCACCCAAGUUCUGACAACGAGGACACUGAAGCCAAAGACAAAAAAGCAGUUUCCUUGUCACUUCAAGACAGCAAUACAUCUAGGACCUUGUCUAACAAUAUUCUGCUUCCUAAAAUAGAGCGGGCCAAUAGUUACUCUGCAGAUGAAUCCAACUUACUCUACGUGCACACACGGAAAAGCUACUCCAUCAGUGACAAACUUGAUAGGCAGCGCAAUGCAUCCAGCCUUCGAAAUACAUUUCAGAGGAGCAGGUCAUCCAAACCAGAAGGCACAGGAGACACCUUGUCAAUGAGAAGACUCUCUAGAACAGGUGCAUUCCGGAGCUUUGAGAGCAAAUAUUGCUAG
Notechis scutatus (mainland tiger snake) is the source of this 3567-nucleotide messenger RNA. The record is from RefSeq and is a predicted model, not a curated record. Lineage: Eukaryota; Metazoa; Chordata; Lepidosauria; Squamata; Elapidae.